Chara braunii is the source of this 1383-nucleotide messenger RNA. The record is from the annotation of a GenBank genome assembly. NCBI's taxonomy places the organism in Eukaryota, Viridiplantae, Streptophyta, Charophyceae, Charales, Characeae.
UCUGUUUUAUUUUCCUCUUUUCUUUUUGCUUUUCGUUUUUUUUCUGUUUCUUCUAGUUGUUUGUCAGAUACUUUAGCAGAUGUUUCUACGCCGUGGUUUCAUCGUUUGUGUUGGCUGUGCGGCUGCAGGAGUCCUUGAGGAUGUACUCUAUGACAGUGACAGCGAAUUAGGCGUUGCUGGCAAUGUGGAAAGUGAGAGGGURGGCAAGAGGGGSAAGCCAGGAGGGAAGCAGCAGAAAGAUGACGACGAUGACCAMUCGGAGGACUACAAGUUUGRAGGAGGGUGGAGUGAUGAAGAGUACAGUCCCAUAUCGAAGAGGGCAAGGGUAGGCAGAGGAGAUGGCCAAAAGGGAGGAAGAAAGGUUGGAGGAGGUGGAGGGAGAAAGUUCACAAAGAGAGAGAAAGAAACUGCAUUGAAAGGCACGGUGACAGACAUGGAGGUAGGCACGGAGACAGCCACGGACAUGGGCAUGGAGACAGGUGUGGAGGCAGGCACAGAGACAGGUGCAGAGGCGGGGACGGAAGUACACGUGGUACCCAUAGAGUUGGUAAUAUGGAAGGAGACAGACACAGAAACAGGCACAGAGACAGGUACGGAGGCAGGCACAGAGAUAGGUGUAGAGGCGGGCAUGGAAAAAGGUCUGCAGUCGAAGAGCAUUUCAGGGGCAGAACAUGAUGACGGAGUCUGUGUGGACGAAGUGGUUUGUGGAUUAGGAAGAGGGGUAACGGAUGGAGACAAAACCAGGGGAGGUAGGAGUGGUGAAGAUGGGGGUGGUACAGUUGUCGGAAGGUGGGUAACAGACGGCGAUAAAACCAAGGGAAAUUUAGGCGGUGAAGACGGGGGGGAUGAAGUCAAGGGUGGUGAAGUGGCUGAAGCAGAGACAGGGGGGGCAGUCGUAGGUGAGACCCGAAGAGAGGACUCUGCAGGUGGUAAUGCAGGCAUGGUCACGGAUGCCAUGGAGGAACGCACUGAGACCAAGGGUGGCACAACAGUUGCAGUGGCACCGGAUGCCAUGGAGGAACACACCAAGACCAAGGGCGACACAACAGUUGCGGGUCGAGUUGCACCCGCGGAAUCAGUCGUAGAAGCAACCAAGGUCGACGAGGAAGAGGCUGUGAACCGAAAAGGGGCAGCGAGGGUCACAAACGACAUGGAAGAGGUUACUAAGACUGAUGAGGACGCAGGUGCGGUAGACGCAGGUAAUGAAGAAGAGGUUGUGAUAGGUGUGACAGCCGCCGAUAAUGAAAAAGGGGUUGUGACAGGCGUAGUCCGAGUACAGUGUGUGGAUACCCGAGAAAACGGGUGAUGAAUAGACCAUCGAAGCAUGCUACGGAACCAGCUGGAGAGGCGGGUUACGUGCGCAGGGUACCUGUGUUGACGUUU